Haliotis rubra (blacklip abalone) is the source of this 2511-nucleotide messenger RNA. RefSeq names its product baculoviral IAP repeat-containing protein 2-like. The coding region runs from base 51 to 1529 and encodes 492 amino acids. The record is from RefSeq and is a predicted model, not a curated record. Gene Ontology annotation, biological process: regulation of cell cycle. The transcript is spliced from 2 exons. Gene Ontology annotation, cellular component: spindle microtubule; cytoplasm; nucleus. Lineage: Eukaryota; Metazoa; Mollusca; Gastropoda; Lepetellida; Haliotidae.
UGCAUUCAGAUAUUGCCUUGUCGCCGUCAACUGUAGACGCGCUGUUACACAUGCUGCGAUACUUUCAACGUUGCUCUAAACAUAUAACCGGCAAUAAUGUGAUCUUCUACCUUCUCACGUGUGUUAAUAUUCUACAGGACAUGGCUAGAAUGGAUAUGAAGUCGGAACGGACUAGACUUGGGACGUAUGCAAGAUGGGCGUAUGGGUCAAUACAGCGACCAGGUGACCUCGCAGCUACCGGACUGUUUUACACAGGCUAUAUGGACAAGGUACAGUGUGCAUUCUGUCACGGUGUGUUGAAGAAAUGGCAGAAGUCGGACAUUCCAUUUGAUGAGCAUGCAAGACACUUUCCUCACUGCAGGUUCAUCCGGGGACUUCAUGUUGGGAACAUUCCUCUGAGUGCACAUGUACUAGCACCGUUAACCAACACAACCCAUCCUCAUCGCCAGUAUACUGUACCAGCAUCUAUUUCAUCAGUAAGUGUUAACAGGAUAGCAGGUGCGUGUUCAUACGACGAACCAGUCGGUAAUGUAGACUUAACAGUUGAAGAUAAUCGUCUUAUAACAUAUAUUCAGUGGCCACUUCACCUACCUCAGACUCCUGCAACGUUAGCAGCGGCCGGGUUCUAUCAUAAACCUUGCGUUGAAAAACCUGACCGCGUUCAGUGUGCAUAUUGUAAAGUAAAAUUGUAUAACUGGUUAGAAGAGGAUGACCCGUGGAUAACCCAUGCGAAGACCUCUCCGUCCUGCCCUUAUAUCAGCCUGUGUAUGGGAGCUGAUGUUGUGCGUGAUUUGCUGAAUCAAGGAACUAUUCAAGAAACAAACAGCUGUAACAAAGCUGAGGACGACAUCCAAUCCAGGAAGCCCCAAUCUACGGCCCCUCUAAGUCCUCCAUCCACACCAGCGAGAAGGACGAUUCAGGAUAAUAUCACUCACCACAUGAACGCUGAGUCGGUUCAGGCGGUCCUGGAAAUGGGGUUUAGCAAGGAUCUCGUGGAGAAAACUGUUGAAAACUGCCUAAAGGAAGACGAUGAGACAAUGCCCUCAGCCUCGGAGCUGGCUUCAAUGGUUAUUGCCCUGGAGGAAGAACAGGCAUCUCCAGGUCUUGCUCCUGCUUUACCUCCAACACCGUUACAGAGACUGGUAGCCUCCAGAACAGAUGUACCUCAGGCGAUACCUCAGCAAGGAAUAACGGUAAAUGGUAGCAGGAAUCCUGUUUUUAAUGCCAUGAUACCUCCUUUCCACACACCUAAUUCACACAAUAACGUUAUAACCAUCAAUGGUAACUUCAUCAAUGGAACAACUCAGCACAGUCGGGUUUGGCAGCAAUAUAGAGACCCUCAAAGAUUACGCGAGGAAAACGCCCGUCUAAGCGAUAGAUACCUUUGUAAGAUAUGCAUGGAAAAUCAGGUCAGGGUGACCUUUUUGCCUUGCGGCCAUCUUGCCUGCUGUGAUCCCUGUUCUACCUCCCUGUCCCUCUGUCCUAUCUGUAGAAUGACGAUCGAAGGUCAUGUCGAUACGUAUUACUGAAGGAUGACAAGGCAGAAUCCUCCGUCCAAUGGACGUCUGGUUCAGAGAAAGAGGGGCGCUCAGCAUCAACACAAACGCCAAGGACAACAUGUCACAUCCUGACGAGAUCCGGGCGUUCCGAUACUCAGGGCUGUCCGGGUCGUGGGAUAAAGACGUGGUAUGAUGUGAAGAAAGGUGGCAGAACAUCAGGGUUGUGGCAAGAUGAUUUCAAGAUGCAAGAGGCAUCGCCAUUGCCAUAGAGUGGAAGAAGAUCCUGAAGAAGAAGAUCCUGAAGAAGAAGAUCCUGAACACUCCCACUGCGACGUAUGGAUAGUACCAGUUUAAGUAGAAACAGUUACCUAGAUGAGGAAGACGAGGAGGAAGAUCAGAAGGCUUGGAGGAAGAAAGUUUUAGGUGAGGACAAUGUUAUCGUACAAGGAGUACAAGGCAGGCUAUAAGACAUUAUACAGGCCGAAAAACUUGUACGAUGCAUGAUGAAUGUAGUUACACACUCAGAACAGACACACACAAACGUACAGGCAGACACGCACGCACGCACGCACGCAGACGUACGUACAGACACAUCCACACACAGAGAGACGCGCGUACAGACACACACACACACACACACACACACACACACACACACACAUACUCUGUGUAGAUGGUCGCCAGUAACAGAAGAGAUGUACAAGGAGAUAGAGAGACUGUUGUGAGCGAAGGAUUAUAAGUGGCAGCAUGUGACUGAAACGCUCUCAAAAUAUCAAGUCCUGUUGUAGCAGCAUCAGUUAUUAGAGUUACCUCCCUUGGCAACUGACACACCAAAUACGAUUUGAUCAUCCAAGAAGUUACGGAAUAGGGCGGUUUCUAGACACGUGCCCUUCUCAUUACAGUGACUAUGAUAUCUUUUGGACUCACGUUAGUACGUCAACAUAUAUUAUAUGUUACUUAUUUUACUCUGUACCAUUUGUGUGUGAAUGUAAAACUAAAACUUAUAUUUCAA